Oncorhynchus nerka (sockeye salmon) is the source of this 6120-nucleotide messenger RNA. RefSeq names its product neuronal PAS domain protein 4 like (gene npas4l). Gene Ontology annotation, molecular function: RNA polymerase II transcription regulatory region sequence-specific DNA binding; DNA-binding transcription factor activity, RNA polymerase II-specific; protein dimerization activity. Gene Ontology annotation, biological process: regulation of transcription by RNA polymerase II. Lineage: Eukaryota; Metazoa; Chordata; Actinopteri; Salmoniformes; Salmonidae. The transcript is spliced from 8 exons. Bases 2409 to 5153 code for a protein of 914 amino acids. The record is from RefSeq and is a predicted model, not a curated record.
AGACCUUCAUCACUGUCCCUCUCUCAGACCUUCAUCACUGUUCCUCUCUCAGACCUUCAUCACUGUCCCUCUCUCAGACCUUCAUCACUGUCCCUCUCUCAGACCUUCAUCACGGUCCCUCUCUGACCUUCAUCACUGUUUCUCUCUGACCUUCAUCACUGUCCCUUUCUCAGACCUUCAUCACUGUCCCUCUCUCAGACCUUCAUCACUGUCCCUCUCUCAGACCUUCAUCACUGUCCCUCUCUCAGACCUUCAUCACUGUCCCUCUCUCAGACCUUCAUCACUGUCCCCCUCUGAUCUUCAUCACUGUCCCUCUCUCAGACCUUCAUCACUGUCCCUCUCUCAGACCUUCAUCACUGUCCCUCUCUCAGACCUUCAUCACUGUCCCUCUCUCAGACCUUCAUCACUGUCCCUCUCUCAGACCUUCAUCACUGUCCCUCUCUCAGACCUUCAUCACUGUCCCUCUCUCAAACCUUCGUCACUGUCCCUCUCUCAAACCUUCAUCACUGUCCCUCUCUCAGACCUUCAUCACUGUCCCUCUCUCAGACCUUCAUCACUGUCCCUCUCUCAGACCUUCAUCACUGUCCCUCUCUCAGACCUUCAUCAUCAGACCAUACUGGAGCUGAGUCAGUGUCCUUGCUCCCUGACACGGACAUAGAUUGUAUUUAGCCAUUGUGUGUCAUAACCUCAACAUUAUAAUUAAUAGUAUCUACAUAACAGAGGUUAUCUUCAACAUUACUAUUCAUAGUAUCUAUAUAACAGAGGUUAUCUUCAACAUUACUAUUCAUAGUAUCUAUAUAACAGAGGUUAUCGUCAACAUUACUAUUCAUAGUAUCUAUAUAACAGAGGUUAUCGUCAACAUUACUAUUCAUAGUAUCUACAACAGAGGUUAUCGUCAACAUUAUCAUUAAUAGUAUCUAUAUAACAGAGGUUAUCCCCAACAUGAUCAUUCAUAGUAUCUAUAUAACAGAGGUUAUCCUCAACAUUACUAUUCAUAGUAUCUAUAUAACAGAGGUUAUCCCCAACAUUAUCAUUCCUAGUAUCUAUAUAACAGAGGUUAUCCCCAACAUUAUCAUUCAUAGUAUCUAUAAAACAGAGGUUAUCGUCAACAUUAUCAUUCCUAGUUAUGCUCCAACCAUGGAGAGAUAUAGGUUACCAUUCUCCUACUGAUCUGUUCCUAGUUAUGCUCCAACCAUGGAGAGAUAUAGGUUACCAUUCUCCUACUGAUCUGUUCCUAGUUAUGCUCCAACCAUGGAGAGAUAUAGGUUACCAUUCUCCUACUGAUCUGUUUCUCCCACUAGGUCUAUUACAUGUUUUUAUUAGAUCCAUGGUAUGUUACUGAACAACUACUAUUAGGCCAUAACAUGGAAUUGGAAGAUUGCCUGUCCUUACCCCCCACUGGGCACACUGGUUGAAUCAACAUUAUAUCCUUGUCAUUUAAAUUAAACGACAUUGCAAGUUAGAAUAUAAUUGACUUCUGUGCCCAGUGGGCCACUUUUUCACAGUUUAGUCAUGUAACCACAUUUGAAAUGACAGGAAGUUGAGAUUCUUUUGAUUUCACAGUGUGUAGACCUAUAAGGGGCGGCAGGGUAGCCUAGUGGUUAGAGCGUUGGACUAGUAGGUUGCGAGUUCAAACCCCCGAGCUGACAAGGUACAAAUCUGUCGUUCUGCCCCUGAACAGGCAGUUAACCCACUGUUCCCAGGCCGUCAUUGAAAAUAAGAAUUUGUUCUUAACUGACUUGCCUGGUUAAAUAAAGGUAAAAUAAAAUAAAUAAAAAUAAAAAUUAUCAUUAUUAGCAGCAGUUCGAGAGGAAUGUUUGAAGCCCUGUAGCAUAGCCCAUUAUGUACAGUCCAGUUCUCUACAGUUCUAGGUGUUGGAUUUCAGUCUGAUAAAAUGGGAAUUCCCGAUAUCGUUAGAUAGUCUUUGUUUUUGCUCUUAGUUGUUUGUAUAUCUGUUAUCGCACCGCUCCACUCUGGCGGGGGUCCGUCCGACGCUGCAGUUAUUUUUUACAGAGCGCGUAAGGAACCUCCACUUGUCCUACGUCACAACACGUAAAGUUCUUCUCUUUCUGCCGCAGAGUUGAAACAAGGUGUCGGGUUAAGACCGCACGACUAUAAAGGAGAGGGGCAGGCAGGCUGGACACAACCAAAUAGAUAGACCGUCUGAAAGUAAGGAGAAUAUCGGAAUUUUUAGUCUAAACACAUCUCAUUUUUUUAUUCCCAGCGGUGCAUUAUUGUGUUUCCAAACGAUGUUCUCUUUAAUUUGUAUUUAAAUGGAUAACCAAUAGUUAAUGUAUUAAUAUGGGAAUUGUAUUUUUCCCUUGUUCAUUUCUGUUCAUUGGAAAUAGUUUAUUUCUCUUCUAUGUUUGCGUUGCAAAGUCGAUUGUAUUUAUCACGAAGAUGGAUAAAUGUCUGAUUUGAUCAUAUCUGUACUUGUAGGUGUUGAAACAACGAGUGGCAGAAUGACGGUUUGUUGUGAGUCGUGUGAAAGUCCAUGGAGCAGUGAGCGCAGCGCCUUUCAUCUGUUCAGCGGGGAGACAGAAAGCCGCCUGGGACUCUGCAAGAGAUUCAGGUCUACUAAGGGAGCGUCUAAAGCCAGGAGGGACCAGAUGAACUCUGAGAUCAGGAACAUGAGAACUCUGCUCCCCAUCCCUCAGGAGGACCAGGACAGACUGUCAUACCUCCACAGCAUGGCUGUUAUCACAGCAUACAUCAGGAAGAGCUUUCUGUAUAAGGGAUUAUCAGCUGAUCAGAGUCGUCUCUCCUCUUCCUCCUCCUAUCCUCUGUACGAGACCUUCCUCCCGGCCGUGCAUGGUUUCAUUCUGAUCCUCUCCUCCCGGGGCAGGCUGGUCUACGUCUCUGAGAACGUCUCUGAUUACCUGGGGCUCUCCAUGGUUGAUGUUCUUCAGGGAGACACAUUCUAUGACCUGGUGGAGAGUCAGGACGUGGAGACAGUUAGAUCUAACCUGGAGACAGACAACACAACGGCAACUGCAGAGAGGAGUUUUGUGUGUCAGAUGCACACCUCCAAGGCCUUCAGACAAGAGUACGGUAACUGCUGUUCUAUAAUGGUCCGAGGACGCUACCAGACCAUCCCACAAUCCCCCCAGUCCACCCCCACAUCCUCCCCAGACCGUGGCCGAUCUGGCCCCCCUGUGGAGAUGGUGUUCUUGGCUCUCUGCACACCCACAGUGAACCACCUGGGCAACAGCAUCUUCUCCUCCUGCUCCUCCUCCUUCACCAGCCUCCAUAGACCAGACAUGAGCUUCAGUCACCUGGACGAAAGUGUUGUGUUUUACUUGGGCUACUCAUCGGAGGAGCUGAUUGGUCGAUCGUGGUACAGCCUCCUCCACCCUGAAGACCUCUCCUUGAGUGCCUACUCACAUAAGAGUCUGAUGCAGGCAGACGAGGGUAGGCAGAUGGAGAUGGUUCUGAGGCUCCAACACAGCGACCUCUCAUGGUCCUGGAUCUACACUAGAGCCGCUAAGCAUUCUGGGAACCAGGAAGUGAGCUGCUGUAACUACAUUAUCAGUGAAACAGAAGCCAUGUAUCUGAGGAAAAACAUCCACAGCGAUGCUUUCAGAGCCUCUCCUCCUCAGCCCUACUGCCCCUCUCCCACCCCCCAGCUGACCCAGAGCUGUUGCCCCACCAGGGACCUAAAGAGACAGAGAGAAUUCAGCCAGUGCAGUAGUAUAUCUGAGACUGAGAACAGGUCUAAGACCAGUAGGAGACAGAGAGCAGAGCCAAAUGCUGUAUUCUACGUGACAUCAUGUAGCUCCUCCUCUCAGGCCUCACCUGUCGCCGCCUUCUCCACCCCUCCCUACAGCCCCACCUCCUCCCACUACAACUCCUCCCUCUCUCCAGCACAGCAGGACGACACCAGCUGUGACUCUCUGUUGGAUGUGUAUGGCUACACAGAGAACUUAACCUCCUACUACCAUUGCCCUGAGGGAGGGACUGAGGUAGGGACUGGGCCUUCCUGCCUCCUCUCCCCCUCUAGGUCCUUCCAGCCCGGCUCGGAGCGGUCCUUCCACCAGAGUAUCUUCAGCCAGACUGACGCAUUCUCUCCUCAGUCCUGCCCUUCUUCUCCCCAGCAUGAUUGCCCAGCAUGCCCUGCUGAUGCCCGGCUGGUCCCUGACUGUCUAUCUGUAUCAGACCUGUUAGAGAGUUCAGCAGACUGCCCCAUCACCAUCCAUACUGAAGACUACAGCCUCUCGGUUCAGCCACAAGGUGAUGCCACCAGUCCAUACAGCCUCUCGGUUCAGCCACAAGGUGAUGCCACCAGUCCAUACAGCCUCUCGGUUCAGCCACAAGGUGAUGCCACCAGUCCAUAUAGCCUCUCGGUUCAGCCUCUAGGUGGUGCCACCAGUCCAUACAGCCUCUCGGUUCAGCCUCUAGGUGGUGCCACCAGUCCAUACAGCCUCUCGGUUCAGCCUCUAGGUGGUGCCACCAGUCCAUACAGCCUCUCGGUUCAGCCACAAGGUGGUGCCACCAGGACAUACCAGAGCCACCAUAUACCUCAGACUGUCGCUCCUCCUAUUGGAGGCCUGCUGACCCCUAACCCCUCCCCGACCUCCGACCUCUCCUUCCUCUACAGUGACAGAGACAAGGUAGAGAUCAGUAUCCUAGCCCAGCAGAUCUCCUCUCUGGCCUCCAGCUUCGACCUGUUCAACACCCUGAGCCCCAUCCAGACCCCACGUCAGCCCAGCUCAGAACCCCUUCCCUGGGCACAGCUCCCAGGUCACUCCCCUGUCCCCCUCCGCAUCAAGCCAGAGCUGGUCCUGGAUGAGGGAAUGUUUGAUAGUCUCCUGAAGGAUCUGAGCAUGGUUCAGGGACCUGGGAGUCUGUCUCACUGCUACCAACCUCAGGACCCUUCCACCCUGGCUCUGUCUUCUCUAGUGGACCCUCUAUCCAUGCAGCAGUCAUCCCGCUCUCUCUCCCUCCCCCUGCAACUCCCCUCAUCCCUCUCUCUCUCCCUCCCCCUGCAACACCCCUCAUCCCUCUCUCUCUCCCUCCCCCUGGACCCAUUUCACCCUAACCUGGAUCCCUUCUCUCUGAGGACAAGCUGUCAUAAUCAGACCUCUGAGUUGCAUCAACUCAACCUGCCCCACAGUCUCCAUCAAGAUGGGCGUGUUGAAGAAUCCAUGUACUGAUGUGAGUCUAAAUAGACUUACAGUACUAGCCCUCGUAUGGCAUAUUGUCAUGACUACCAAGUCUUCAAGCCAGAGUCCAAAAUUAAGACUUUUAAAAUAAUAAAUACCUUUUAAAGACUUCUACAAUAUUUAGUAGUUGGUACUUUUCAAGGGAGCACGUUUCCCAAAUAUCUAUUAUUUUUUUAAAUUAAAUUGUGAUGAGAGGAAGUGAAUCUUAUCCAGUGGACCAAACUGCUGAGGAGCUUGUUACUAUUUUGGUGUUGUGUUAACUAUAUUGAUACCUGUUGACUGCUGUAAAUUCACCAUCUGUGUUGAUGAUGAUGUUGUCCUGAUUCUGGUAGCAUUGUACUGCACUGUUACCAUCUAGAAAACUGACGAUCAGAUAUGUAGAUGUUUGUGUGAAUGUCGAGGGACCGUGAUGAUGAUUUACUACUGAGCACUUUCUGGAUGUGUUUGAGCUCCACGCGACGUGGAGACCUCCUCCCAGAAGCAGAAUAGUAGAUUCUAAAAUGCGACCCAAAUGACACACUAUUCCCUGUAUAGUGCACUACUUUUGACCAGAGCCCUAUGGAGAUGUAGGGUGCCAUUUGAUAAACAUCCAUAGGUGUUAAAAAGAUAAUGAAGUAACUACCUCAGUAAUGCCACUACAUUCAUUCCUAGCCUGAAACUACUGUUUAGUAAGUGUGUGUAUUUAUUGGUAGAGAUGACUGUUAUACAUAUUGUUUUAUUCCCGUGUUUUCCCUACUAGUUGUGCUACUGAAAACUCUUUGUUUGUAACCAUUGGUAACCAUUAUUCAGUACAUUUGUCUAGAAUACAUAUGUUGUUUUGAUAAAAUGCUGCUUGGUUGGAUGUAAUUGUACAAAAGGAAAGUAUUUUUGCAAUUGGUUUUCUAAUUUUUUAAAUGCAAGUUAUUAAAACGCAUAAAAUAUGAUUGUGAUGUGAUAUCUUAGUUAUGACAAAAUAAAA